Molecule: messenger RNA, 1534 nt
Organism: Notolabrus celidotus (New Zealand spotty)
Lineage: Eukaryota; Metazoa; Chordata; Actinopteri; Labriformes; Labridae
Gene: ccdc197
Product: coiled-coil domain-containing protein 42 like-2
Exons: 9
Coding region: 233-1393 (386 amino acids)
Source: RefSeq, a predicted model, not a curated record
CAUUCAGUCAAUGAAACAGAACCGCCUCUUUGGCAGUUUCCCUGACGACGGAAAAACGAUCCAAGCAGAUUCCCAGCUGUCCUGCCCGUGGUUACCAAGGUGAUGACUACACAAAUCCAAGGAAAACAUCCGGGAACAUCGACUGAACGUGGAAUAACUGCAGGAAUAGUUUACACAGGCUAUUAAAAGAACACAACAUAAGCUUAUUGACUUAUUAGAAUAUUAUCAAAACAUGACUUCUACUUAUAUUCCAGUGUCAGGUGACAGCGACCCCCGUCUGAAACUGACUCUGGAAAACAGAACAAGAAACAUUUUUGUCACACAACUGGACGACACGAGACAUAAAAAGAAGGAAAAUGUCAACUACUUACCUGUUGUAACAGAGACAUCAAGCAGAGUCCUUGAGGCAGGAGUAAACACUUUGCAAAGGACCUUGGUUCUGAAGAAACAGGCUGAGUUGGAAGAAGUGGACAAGCAACUCAUAUUCAAAAGGCAAGAGUAUAAGAGCAGAGUGGAGGCUCUGGCUAAGAGAAGAUCUGACCUGGAAAUAAAGCAACAGCAGAUUAAAGACAGGGCGAUGAAAUUUGAGAAGUUUGUGGCUGAAAAUGAAGAAAAGCGACGUGGGGCGAUGAAGAAGUACGAGUCUGCACGAGAGCAGAACAUGUUGAAGCAGAAAGAGAUAGAUGAUCUAACUGAGCAGCUAAAACAAGUUAGAGCCAGGCAUCAAGUUUUAAAGGAGAGGAUAACAAAACACAAAAUCUAUGAGGACUACUUGGUGAAAACACUGGAUUAUUUCCCCAGCACUUACCUUGACAGUGGGUCUGACUCUUUGGUUAUGCCCAUCAUUCGGCGCCAUGAAACUCUGUCCAUCACCCACCAGCGGCUGCAACAGCGUUUGGAGCGCCUGGAGCAGGAAGUGGAGCUUGGCCAGCAACAAUUUCAGACCAUGAAACAGGAGCCAACCUUUAAAAAACUGAAGGCAAAUAAGGAACUGUCUGAACUCCAGAGUGAGUUAGAAACACUGAAAGAGAAGAACAAGCAGGCAGAGGCUAACCUGCUGAUGGAGCAAGGCCAGGCCAGAGAGAAGGUUGAAGAAAUGGGAUCUGUACUUAUGGCAGUAAACAACCUUGCAGAGCAGUGUUAUCUCCCAGCAUAUGGACCUCUGGAAAACAUGAACAUACUGACAAAGAUGGACAUGGUGAAGGAGUACAUUCUGGACCUGGCUGACACAGAGAAGAGAGCAAGGAGACUGAUGGUGUCUGGAUCUGCAAUGACCAGCAGAACAGCUCUGACAGACAAGAAAGAGAGGGGGUCGAUGAAAAGCAUCGGCAGUAAAUUGCAAAUAAAAAGUUCAAGUAAAGUCAGUAAAAAGAGUGAGGCAACAACAAGUUGAACUUUACAACUCGUCACAUCACAGCACACGAUCAACAGAGUAUCAAGUGUGAAAGUUCAUGUUUGACCCUUGAAGCAGCAGUAUCAUGAAGAAAUAAUUAACUUAAACAGGAUAAAUGACAAUACAGAAGAUACAUCACAU